UCACACUGACCGCAUGCAUUGUUUUGUAUUCCUCUGCGUGUUUUGAUCAGAGAAUAGAAUAGAGAACACUUUAAAUUUGUACAAGAAAGUAAUGUCCGUGGAGCAAACAGUCGUUGCCAAAGAGACCCCUGAAUACUGCCACUUCUUUAAAACUUUGUUGGUAGAAGAGCUCCAGCUAGAAACAGACUAUCAGAAAUUGCACUACGGCCAGUGCGCUGUAAUUGGUCGACUGGCGCUAAAGACGGAUCACUUUCGGUUAGAAAACGUGCGUGUGAAAAGUCUUCCAAAAAACUACCAAUUGCCUGAGGGUGCUAUAUCCUUGCUUCUUUUGGGCCUCACCAUCGACAAGGCCUGCGAUCAGCGAGUUGCCGCCGGUUGCUAUUGCAUUGUACGUGGCGAAGUUGUCCUGUGCAAUGUCCUGCGUCCCAACGAUCCGAAGCUGACUGCAAGAGGAGUCCAACAGCAGGUUGCCAAUCUGUCCCAUGAUCCAAAAGCACAAGAACGGUACCUCAGCCAAAUACAGCUUAGUCACAAACCGGCCAUUGACUUGUGGUUCAUCCAGUCCAUCGACAGAGCCGAGGAUCUGCUGACUCGAAGGCUGAAAAUCAGGGAACUAACCGUGAGAUGA
Drosophila ficusphila is the source of this 628-nucleotide messenger RNA. RefSeq lists its product as uncharacterized. NCBI's taxonomy places the organism in Eukaryota, Metazoa, Arthropoda, Insecta, Diptera, Drosophilidae. The coding region runs from base 92 to 628 and encodes 178 amino acids. The transcript has 2 exons. The record is from RefSeq and is a predicted model, not a curated record.